This is a messenger RNA of Periophthalmus magnuspinnatus, 846 nucleotides long. It is a transcript of the gene tm4sf4, whose product is annotated as transmembrane 4 L six family member 4. NCBI's taxonomy places the organism in Eukaryota, Metazoa, Chordata, Actinopteri, Gobiiformes, Gobiidae. The transcript has 5 exons. The record is from RefSeq and is a predicted model, not a curated record. Gene Ontology annotation, cellular component: membrane. Bases 50 to 655 code for a protein of 201 amino acids.
GCUAAGUAUCCACGGAUCAUAGUUUUGGUUGUGAGUCGUUGUCAGAAACAUGUGUUCGGGUAGUUUUGCGAAGUGUCUGGGGAUCAGCCUCAUCCCUUUGGCGAUCGUGUGUAUUUUGUGCAAUAUUUUACUGUUUUUUCCUGGAGGUAUCGUCGUGGAAACGCAAAAUAUCACGGAUCAAGCCUUUUAUUUCGGCGGCAUCGUGGGAUCUGGAGUCCUGAUGAUCUUUCCCGCUCUCGUGUUCCUCGGCCUCAAGAACAACGACUGCUGCGGUUGCUGUGGAAACGAGAGCUGUGGGCGGAGAUUCGCGAUGCUGAGUUCUAUCCUGUUUGCGGCGGUCGGGGUCCUCGGAGCGGGGUACUCCAUUAUAGUCUCAGCUGUGGCCAUAAACCGGGGACCAAAGUGUGAAAUUUAUAAUAACGGAACAUGGAAGUACCCAUUUGAAAACGGGGACUAUCUGAAGGACACGUCGCUGUGGGACAAGUGUAAGGAGCCCAAAGACAUCGUGCACUGGCACCUGUCCCUGUUCUCUGUGCUGCUGGUGAUGGGGCUGAUCCAGGUGGCUCUGUGUGCGGUGCAGGUGGUUAACGGCCUCCUGGGGGCGCUGUGCGGGGACUGCUGCGGCUGUUGCGGAGGGAGCGAUGGAGCUGUGUGAGGGGAUCUGGGAGCACUUGUACUGUAUUUAUUCGAAGUUCCACAGUGGACCGGGGGCAUGUUCUGUUUAUAUUAUACUAAAGUGCAAAGGGCGUAUUGAUUCCUGUGUUUACCUCAUAACACUGGAGAUGACAGAGCUCUUUAGACACUGCUAUAAUGAAAGUUACUAAUAAAAUGUUUACCCUCUGAGAA